Molecule: messenger RNA, 4194 nt
Organism: Sapajus apella (tufted capuchin)
Lineage: Eukaryota; Metazoa; Chordata; Mammalia; Primates; Cebidae
Source: RefSeq, a predicted model, not a curated record
AUGACCAGCGCUGGAGCUGGGAACAUCACAUGGCAGGCAGGCAGCAAGCUGGCCUUCUCCGCAUCGCUGAGCCAUCUGCUGAGUGACCAGGCCCACGUGACAGCACUGCUGGAGAGGAAGGAGGAAGAUGGACAGUGGGUGGCCGCCCUGGGUGCCGAGCUCUUCAUGUCAGGGCUGGCGGGGCUGCAUGCCCUUGGCCUGCUGCAGCAGUCCAGCUCUGGCACAAGGAGGACUCAGGCCACCUGCACUCACAGCUGGGCGAACUACGGGAAGCACUGGGAUGAGAGCAGCAACAACAGGCAUCUCCGUGUCAGCCAGACCUUCAGGAAUGACUUGGAGCCCACCCUGAGCAAUCACUUGGUGGAGGUCUUCAUGGACAUUCACAAUGAUAGCUCAGGCUCUGAGCAUUCUGGACACAUCCUGAUGGGACCCACAUCUCUAAGUUACUCUGUGAGCUGCUGUUACCAUGACGAGCACCUGGAGCUCUCCGGCCAGAGCUGGCACAACAGUGAGGCUUUGUUGUGGGUGGAGUUCCCAGGCAAGGCCUCCCUGAGCACAGAACUGCAGAUACAUGAGACCCAGACCCAGGCCAGCGUGGCCCUUCAUGGCAGGGACAGUGGGGUCAGCGUGGACCUGGCAGUCCUGGUGGCUUGGCCACUGCGCAGCCCGCUGCAGCUGGUGGCCAAUGCCAGCCGCACAGCUGUCUACACCCGCACACCUGGCAGUCUGCUCCCUCCUCAGCUUGUGUUCCAAGGACCCUGGGCGGUGGAAGAGAUGAGCUCCUCACUGCGGCUGACCUGCGAUUCUCACGCCAGCUUGGUCCUUAACGUCUGUGGCCAGAACCAGGCAGUCAGCCUGCAGCAGGUCCCUGUGGGCCAUCCUUGGAAACUCCUGGCUCCAGCUUUCCCAAACAUACCCAGGUUUACAUUCCUGGGCCGGCCCCCAGCCAGGCCCACGAGCCCUUCAGGAGACUGGGGAGGUCUCCUCACCCAGUGCCUGGUGCCUGGCGUUGCCUCACCCACACUGCUAUACUACUCCAAGGAUGAGGUUCAGAGCACGUUUGCCUUGGGUGCGGAAGAGCGUCAUUUUCACAUCAGCACCCGGCUGGUAGCUGCUAAGGCCAGUCUCCCCAACAACUUGAAGCUGGAACAGACUUUCCUACAGGCAGAAGCCUGUGUCAGGUUUCCCUGUGGCGCCAUCAUUCUCUUCCAGCUCAGUGCUCUUCCUGGGGAGAUGGUCCUGCAGACCACAUAUGAGCGAGCUCAUGGGACCCGUGUCUUGCACCAGGAGUUGCUGUGGAAUGGCCAGGUGUUGGCUGUCACUGGGAGCCUCUCUGGGCUUCUCCCCAAGCCCUUCAGGAACCUCAGCCUGCAGGGAGAGGUGAACGCUAAUGAAGCCCCAAUGGCAGCCAUGAGCCCCAGGGUCCUCCAGGAACAGGCAUCCCUGGAAGGGGCUGUCAUUCGUAGCCUGUGCAGCCAUGCAGACUGUCAGUUUCUGUGUGAGAAACCCGCUGGGCACAGAGAAGAUCCCGACCCCCGACCUCCCAGCUCCCUGCAGCCCAUCCGAACAGCCUUCACCUUGAUGGAGAAGGUGGUCUGUGCGGGUGGGAAAGAGGUGCGGCCGGUCUGGGUGCAGCUCACCUGGAACAGAGGACAGCCUGUGACCCUGCAGCCUGCCUGGGCCAACAGGUUCUCAGCACACAGCACUGCCUGGGACGGCUGCCUGGCCACCUCCCCGGGGCAGCUCCAGGAAACCUGGGGCCUGGAUGCCCUCCGAGCCUGCGGGGCCAUAACACAGACCCCAGACAUGUUCAUUGAACAGCUCAAUGUGUCCUGGGGCCAGCAGUACAUGCAGCAGAACUUGACAUAUGAGCCGGACAAGAUCACCGUGGAGGCCACACUGGAGCACAUCCUCGGGGCCUCUAGUGCCCCACAGAGCUUCCAGGGAGAAGUACAGACUGACUACGCACACUGGCUGUGGCACUCCCUCCACCUGCGGCUCUGUGACCUGCCAGGAUUCUCUUCCCAGGCCCUCUUGGUCUCCGGGGAGCACAUCCUGGGCCGGAAUGGGCUCCUGAUGCAUUCCCACUGCCAGCUGGGCCUUGCCCCAGCCCCAGACCACGGCCUGCACCUCAGCCUGACCCUCCAAAACCACAGCAGGCCUCGUUCGCCUGACUUCUCUGGGGAGCUGGUGACUCGCCUGUCCUGGUCCUGGUCCCCCCAUGCUCCCAAGGCUGGGCACCUGCAGGGAUUGAGCGGGGAGCUACCGAAAGUGGAGGAGGAGGAGUGGGCAAAAGGAAACAUCAUGGGUACACCAGCAGGUCCCCUUCUGGCUCGAGGGGGCAGAGAAGAGAGGUGUGGUGCUUCGGGCGUGUGCCCACAGGUGGACGGCAAAGGCAGAGGUCCUGUUCCGGGACGGCAGGCAGCCCUCCAGCCCCUGGGAUGCCUGACCCUGCAGGCUGCCAACCAGAGCCUCCUGCUGGCUGCGCACGGCUGCCAGGGGCGCCUGCUGGGCCACGUGGAGGUACAGACAGCAGGCACCCUGGAUGGCGUGGCAGGCCUCCUCCUGCAGCUGUCUCAGGCAGGGCUGGAGGCCGUGCAGGCGAAUGGUCAGGCAGUUGCCACCCUGUGGAGCCAGAGCCAGGCCAGGCAGGCACUGACCCAGCACCAGCCUCUUUACCUGGCCUGGCUGCAGGUGGGGCUGGAGCAGCUGCGGAACGAGCUGGAAUGGCCCCUGGCCACUCUGAAUGACGCCUACCUGGAGGUGACACUGCAGGCCCUGGAGGAGGUGUGGCAGCUGCAGUCCUGGGUGCCCGGGAUGCCAGGCAACAGGGGUCGUAGGCCCAUCAGGGUGGCCCUGGGGACCGUGAAAGGCGCCCUGGAGCUGGUGGCCCACCAGAUGCUGUCCUGGGCUAAAGCCACGUUCUCAUGGGCACUGAAGAGGCUCUGCAAACCCCUGCUGGACCUGUACAGCCUCGCAGCCAGGACCUACUCAGUGGUGGUGAUGCUGCCACUGCUGCCUGGGGGAGAUGAGCCCCUGGAUGUGGCCCGGGUGACCAGCUACCUGGUGGAGGAGAAGCUGCCACGGCCACUCCGAGAGCUGUCCGGGGCCGACAUGCUGGCUCAGAUGCCACCUGCUGCAGGGUCCCUGGGAGUAUGGUGCUUCCCUGCCACGGGCACAAGCAGCCUCAAGGCAGCUCAGGGACCACACUGGCUGGACUGCUCAGAGCUGCUCCUUCACAGGCCAUCUCUUCCCUACCCUGAAGAGGGCAGGGCUGCAGGACACCACUCUCAUCAUGCCCUGGUGGCUGGGGCCCAGCACAUGGUGACAUUCAAUGGCCGGGUGUGGGACCUCAGCGCCCAGUAUGGCAGCAUCCUGCUGGCCCAAGACUUUACUCACAACACAUUCUCCCUGAUGCUGAGUCGGACAGACUUGGGGCUCAUGGCCCUGACCGUGGAGCUGAAUCACAUGACCCUCAUCUUCUACCCCAGCCUGCAGGUGAGAAGAGGCCUGAGCUUCCCCCAGAGACCUGAGCCUGUGGCAGGCCUACAGGCUAUACAACUCUUCCCUGCUGGGGAGAGCUGUCCAGACCUCCAGCUGCAGCCUGCCUUGACAAGGAGGGACAUCCCCAGGAUUGAGCUGGCCAGUGAGGACGGGGUCUCCGUCUCCUGUGACGUGCCCACCGGCCUCUGCAGCCUGACUCUGGGCCUCUGGCACCAUGGCCUUCUGGGCACUGACUACAAUGAAGCAGAAGAGCUGAUGUUGCUGGACGGCUCUGUGGCCUGCAGCGUGGAGGAGCUCAGGCUGGCCUGGCAGGUGGAUGUUGACUGCAGGGCCACCGAGAAGACUCAGUAGGCCUGCCCAGGACAGAGCCCCACCUAGGCCUUCUUCCAGGACCCCUGCUCCAGCUUGGGGAACUGCUUCUGGGUGGUGGACCCUGCACCAUUCCUCAGCCUGUGUGUAGGCCCCUGUGGCACCUGGGAGCUCCAGCCUGCCUGCACUCUGGUGGCCACCUACAUCCACCUAUGUGCCUGCAGCUUUGUGCCCCUGGCCCCUCCCCGCCCCGUGUGGGUCCCCACUCGAGUGAGCCUUCACCAGCUUACAACCAGCGUCACGGGCAGCUCUGACUCCUCCUGUGCCCCAGGUGUCUCUGGGCCAGAAAGCUGUAGAUCUGUGGCUGCCAAACCUAGUUGA